This is a messenger RNA of Abrus precatorius (Indian licorice), 1494 nucleotides long. Its product is annotated as crocetin glucosyltransferase, chloroplastic-like. The record is from RefSeq and is a predicted model, not a curated record. Bases 40 to 1428 code for a protein of 462 amino acids. NCBI's taxonomy places the organism in Eukaryota, Viridiplantae, Streptophyta, Magnoliopsida, Fabales, Fabaceae. Gene Ontology annotation, molecular function: UDP-glycosyltransferase activity. The transcript has a single exon.
UCCCUCCAUUGAAAAACACUAUUAUCACCGUGCACCGCCAUGCUCCGCCACCGCUUUCUCCUCGUAGUGAAUUCGGCACAGGGUCACAUAAACCCUGCCUUUCAGUUUGCAAAACGACUUGCUAGUUUAGGCGCACAUGUCACCCUCUCCACCACCCUCAACAUUCACCGUCGCAUAACCAACAAACCCACCCUCCAUACCCUUUCCUUUCUCCCCUUCUCCGACGGCUACGACGAGGGUUUCACCGCCACCGGCGUUGACGAUUAUUCCGUCUACGCGGCGGAGCUCAAGCGCUUGGGCUCCGAGUUUGUGACCAACCUCAUAGCCUCGAGCGCGGAGGAGGGGAACCCUUUCACUUGUGUAGUAUACACCCCUCUUCUUCCUUGGGCUGCUGAGGUGGCGCGUGGUUUUCACCUCCCGACAGCGUUGUUGUUGGUUCAACCAGCCACGGUGAUGGAUAUUUUCUACUAUUACUUUCACGGAUACGGAGAUUACAUCAAUGGCAAAACAAAAGAGCCUUCGGGUUUGAUAGAAUUACCGGGGUUGCCAUUGAUGCUAGCACCCCGUGACGUACCUUCGUAUUUAGUGGGCUCAAACCCAAGUGCUUACUCUUCGAUGGUUUCGUUGUUUGAAGAGCAGUUUCGUGUGCUUGACGAAGAAACAAACCCAACAAUACUUGUUAACACCUUUGAAGCAUUAGAACCAGAGGCCUUGAGGGCCGUUGAUAAGUUCAACAUGAUCUCCAUCGGGCCAUUGAUUCCCUCGGCUCUUUUGGAUGGGAAGGAUCACUGUGACACUUCAUUUGGUGCUGACAUUUUUCUUCCCUCAAAUGGUUACGUGGAGUGGUUGGACUCGAAGGCAGAGAAAACGGUGGUUUAUGUCUCAUUUGGUAGUUGGUGUGUGUUGUCUAAGGUGCAAAUGGAGGAAAUUGCACGAGCGUUAUUGGAUUGUGGGUGUCUAUUUUUGUGGGUCAUUAGAGAAAAAGAGAAAGAGGAGGAGCUGAGUUGUAGAGAGGAGUUGGGGAAGAGGGGGAAGAUAGUGAAAUGGUGUUCUCAAUUGGAGGUUUUGUCACAUCCUUCAUUGGGUUGUUUUGUGACGCAUUGUGGGUGGAAUUCGACCAUGGAAAGCUUGGUUUGUGGGGUGCCUGUGGUAGCAUUUCCUCAGUGGGCAGAUCAGAAGACUAAUGCAAAGCUAGUAGAAGAUGUGUGGAAGAUAGGGGUGAGGGUGGAUCAUCGAGUGAACGAGGAAAGGUUAGUACAGAGAGAUGAAAUUAGGAGGUGUUUGGAAGCGGUGAUGGGGAGUGGAGAGAAAGGAGAGGAAUUAAGAAGGAAUGCCAUAAAAUGGAAGGGUUUGGCUAGGGAGGCUGUGGAGGAAAGUGGCUCUUCGGAAAAAAAUCUCAGGGCUUUUCUGAGUGUUGCUGGAGCGUAGUUUAUAUCAGUAUAAAUAUGUGUACUACUGAAAAAUGAAUUGGUCUCUUGUAACACGUAUGCAUAU